This is a messenger RNA of Budorcas taxicolor (takin), 2685 nucleotides long. It is a transcript of the gene GRIA3, whose product is annotated as glutamate ionotropic receptor AMPA type subunit 3. NCBI's taxonomy places the organism in Eukaryota, Metazoa, Chordata, Mammalia, Artiodactyla, Bovidae. Gene Ontology annotation, biological process: monoatomic ion transport; synaptic transmission, glutamatergic; modulation of chemical synaptic transmission. Gene Ontology annotation, molecular function: transmitter-gated monoatomic ion channel activity involved in regulation of postsynaptic membrane potential; AMPA glutamate receptor activity. Gene Ontology annotation, cellular component: dendritic spine; AMPA glutamate receptor complex; postsynaptic membrane. The record is from RefSeq and is a predicted model, not a curated record. Bases 1 to 2685 code for a protein of 894 amino acids. The transcript has 15 exons.
AUGGCCAGGCAGAAGAAAAUGGGGCAAAGCGUGCUCCGGGCGGUCUUCUUUUUAGUCCUGGGGCUUUUGGGUCAUUCUCACGGAGGAUUCCCCAACACCAUCAGCAUAGGUGGACUUUUCAUGAGAAAUACGGUGCAGGAGCACAGUGCUUUCCGCUUUGCUGUGCAGUUAUACAACACCAACCAGAACACCACCGAGAAGCCCUUCCAUUUGAAUUACCACGUAGAUCACUUGGAUUCUUCCAAUAGUUUUUCUGUGACUAAUGCUUUCUGCUCCCAGUUCUCGAGAGGGGUAUAUGCCAUCUUUGGAUUCUAUGACCAGAUGUCCAUGAACACUCUGACCUCCUUCUGUGGAGCCCUGCACACGUCCUUUGUCACUCCCAGCUUCCCCACUGAUGCAGAUGUGCAGUUUGUCAUCCAGAUGCGCCCAGCCUUGAAGGGUGCCAUCCUGAGUCUUCUGGGUCACUACAAGUGGGAGAAGUUUGUGUACCUUUACGACACAGAAAGAGGAUUUUCCAUCCUCCAAGCAAUUAUGGAAGCAGCAGUACAAAACAACUGGCAGGUGACAGCAAGGUCUGUGGGAAACAUCAAGGACGUCCAAGAAUUCAGGCGCAUCAUUGAAGAAAUGGACAGGAGGCAGGAAAAACGAUACUUGAUUGACUGCGAGGUUGAAAGGAUUAACACGAUUUUGGAACAGGUUGUGAUCCUGGGGAAACAUUCCAGAGGUUACCACUACAUGCUCGCUAACCUGGGUUUUACUGAUAUUUUGCUAGAAAGAGUCAUGCAUGGGGGAGCCAACAUUACAGGAUUCCAGAUUGUCAACAACGAAAACCCUAUGGUUCAGCAGUUCAUUCAGCGCUGGGUGAGGCUGGAUGAAAGGGAAUUUCCUGAAGCCAAGAAUGCACCACUAAAGUACACAUCUGCACUGACGCACGAUGCAAUACUGGUCAUAGCAGAAGCUUUCCGCUACUUGAGGAGGCAGCGAGUGGAUGUGUCCCGGAGAGGCAGUGCUGGAGACUGCUUAGCAAACCCUGCUGUGCCCUGGAGUCAAGGAAUUGAUAUUGAGCGAGCUCUGAAAAUGGUGCAAGUACAAGGAAUGACUGGAAACAUACAAUUUGACACUUAUGGACGGAGGACAAAUUAUACCAUCGAUGUGUAUGAAAUGAAAGUCACUGGCUCUCGGAAGGCUGGCUACUGGAAUGAGUACGAAAGGUUUGUGCCUUUCUCGGAUCAGCAGAUCAGCAAUGACAGUGCAUCUGCAGAGAACCGGACCAUAGUCGUCACUACCAUUCUGGAAUCACCAUAUGUAAUGUAUAAGAAGAACCAUGAGCAACUGGAAGGAAAUGAGCGAUAUGAAGGCUAUUGUGUAGAUUUAGCCUAUGAAAUAGCCAAACAUGUAAGGAUCAAAUACAAAUUGUCCAUUGUUGGUGACGGGAAAUAUGGUGCAAGGGAUCCAGAGACUAAGAUAUGGAAUGGCAUGGUUGGGGAACUUGUCUAUGGGAGGGCUGAUAUAGCUGUCGCUCCACUCACUAUAACGCUGGUCCGUGAAGAAGUCAUAGAUUUCUCAAAGCCAUUUAUGAGCCUGGGUAUCUCCAUCAUGAUAAAGAAGCCUCAGAAAUCCAAGCCAGGCGUAUUCUCAUUUCUGGAUCCCCUGGCUUAUGAAAUCUGGAUGUGCAUUGUCUUUGCUUACAUUGGAGUCAGCGUAGUUCUUUUCCUCGUCAGCAGAUUCAGCCCUUAUGAAUGGCACUUGGAAGAUAACAAUGAGGAACCUCGUGACCCACAAAGCCCUCCUGAUCCUCCAAAUGAAUUUGGAAUAUUUAACAGUCUUUGGUUUUCCUUGGGUGCCUUUAUGCAGCAAGGAUGUGAUAUUUCUCCAAGAUCACUCUCCGGGCGCAUUGUUGGAGGGGUUUGGUGGUUCUUCACCCUGAUCAUAAUUUCUUCCUACACUGCCAAUCUUGCUGCUUUCUUGACUGUGGAGAGGAUGGUUUCUCCCAUAGAGAGUGCUGAAGACUUAGCUAAGCAGACUGAAAUUGCAUAUGGGACCCUGGACUCCGGCUCAACAAAAGAGUUUUUCAGAAGAUCCAAAAUUGCUGUCUAUGAAAAAAUGUGGUCUUACAUGAAAUCAGCAGAGCCAUCUGUGUUUACCAAAACAACAGCAGACGGGGUGGCCCGAGUGCGGAAGUCCAAGGGAAAGUUCGCCUUCCUGCUGGAGUCAACCAUGAAUGAGUACAUUGAGCAGAGAAAACCGUGUGAUACGAUGAAAGUUGGUGGAAAUCUGGAUUCCAAAGGCUAUGGUGUGGCAACCCCUAAAGGCUCAGCAUUAAGAAAUGCUGUUAACCUGGCAGUAUUAAAACUGAAUGAGCAAGGCCUCUUGGACAAAUUGAAAAACAAAUGGUGGUACGACAAAGGAGAGUGCGGCAGCGGGGGCGGUGACUCCAAGGACAAGACCAGCGCUCUGAGCCUGAGCAAUGUGGCAGGCGUUUUCUAUAUACUUGUCGGAGGUCUGGGGCUGGCCAUGAUGGUGGCUUUGAUAGAAUUCUGUUACAAAUCGCGGGCAGAGUCCAAACGCAUGAAACUCACAAAGAACACCCAAAACUUUAAGCCUGCUCCUGCCACCAACACUCAAAAUUACGCUACAUACAGAGAAGGCUACAACGUGUAUGGAACAGAGAGUGUUAAGAUCUAG